This is a messenger RNA of Caenorhabditis remanei, 1083 nucleotides long. RefSeq lists its product as uncharacterized. The record is from RefSeq and is a predicted model, not a curated record. The coding region runs from base 1 to 1083 and encodes 360 amino acids. The transcript is spliced from 4 exons. Lineage: Eukaryota; Metazoa; Nematoda; Chromadorea; Rhabditida; Rhabditidae. Gene Ontology annotation, molecular function: G protein-coupled peptide receptor activity.
AUGUUGAAACUAGGACGUAAAAAGCUUCCGAAUCCAAUUGACUACCCCGACCCAAAUACCAAAAAGCCUAGAACUACUACUCCCCCAAUGCCCCAAGACUAUUAUAUUUAUCAAGAUCAUUAUGAGUCUGGAAGCGUGGAGACCACAACUGAACCAUUCUGGAAAGACUAUUAUUUCUACCCGGGUUACGAUUAUAUUACUGAUGAGUUUCAAAAAGACAACACAGUUUUCGAUGGAUAUGUUGAGACCAUCAAAUUUAUCUAUGACAUUUCAUCUUUUAUUGCUGUUUUCGUUAAUAUCUUUCAUUUGAUAGUUCUGACUCGCAAGGAACUAAGGACCCAAUUAGUUUACAUCAUUAUGAUUGGAAUUAGUCUAUGUGAUAUAUUUCAAUCAUUAGGAAAUGUUACUCAAGUUGUAAUGAUGUGGAAUAUAAUCUAUAAAAUAGAAGGAUGCUGGGGUGGUGUGAUUUGCGAGUAUGGUUCUAAGACACCUCCUUACGUUCCAUAUCGGAUGGUUGCAGUGGAAAAAUGGGAGAGGAAAUAUCUAGCAAUUGAUGGCUUUAUGGCAAUGUUUAUCAGCUGUACCUAUUUUUUCAUGGCUAUUAUAUUAUUGGGAGCAGUUAGUAAAGCAAAGGAAAGGAGGAAGAAGUUGAGAAGUGAUGCGUCAUCUAACACAUUCUGGCUGGUUUUGGUAAUGACUAUCAGUGUGUUCCUCUCGGAAAUCACUUACGGAAUUUAUUAUGUUACUGACUAUUUAUAUGUUCAAUAUUAUGAAGAACAAGAAGUUUAUCAAGAAUUCGAUGCAUUCUCGUACACCCUUCUCAUUGCCAAUUCGGUUACCCAUUGCUUAAUAUGUUUCCUCAUGUCAUCACAAUAUAGAGCUGAUGUGGUAGUCAUCAUUGUUGUAGCCGGAGUGGUAACAGAAGCUGCAGUGGAAGGCGUUGCAGUUGUCGGGGUGACUGAGUUUCCGGCAGAUGGUAUUGAAGUGGUUGCAAUUCCAGGUGCUUGUCCAGGGGAGGAAAAUUUUGUUGAAGUGGUUGUUGGAGUGGAAGUGGUUAUUGGAGUAGAAACAGGUAGUAUAUGA